AACUAUUGCCCUGGCAGAAUGGUUAUUAGCAGCCAUAUCUUUAUGUCCACUCUUCAUCAUCUCAUCCUCAUUUUUUUCAUCUCUCUGCUUGGAACUUCAUCGUACCUACAACUUAUUAAACCCGUUUCAUGUACCAAAAGCCCUAUUUUCAAAUGCUCAGAGGUGGAGAGGAAAGCACUUCUUAGCUUUAAAUACAAUCUCACAGAUCCAUCGGGUCGUCUCUCUUCUUGGGUUGGUGAGGAUUGCUGCAACUGGCUAGGCGUUGGAUGUGAUAACAACACAGGAAAUGUCGUCAAGCUUGACCUCAGGAACCCAUCGUGGUUUGAUGGUUUUGAUCAAUAUAACAAGUCGUGUCUGGGGGGUGGCAACAAUUUAAUUGGAAAGAUUCCGAAUUCAUUUGCCAACCUUUGCAAUUUGCAAGCAUUACAGCUGAGGGGGAACAAUAUAAAUGGGGGGAUAACUGAGUUUGUGGAUGGCUUGUCUCAAUGUUCCAACAGUAGCUCUGAAGAUGGGAACUUACCGUCAAUGCAAGAAAUUGACCUCUCUUUUAAUCAAUUGAACGGAACCAUUCCAGAAAGCAUUGGGAAACUGUCAAUGCUUGUUUCAUUGAAUCUUAAUGAUAAUCAAAUGAGCGGAACCAUUCCAGAAAGCAUUGGGAAACUGUCAAUGCUUGUUUCAUUGAAUCUUGCUCAUAAUCAAAUGAGCGGAACCAUUCCAGAAAGCAUUGGGAAACUGUCAAUGCUUGUUUCAUUGAAUCUUGCUGAUAAUCAAAUGAGCGGAACCAUUCCAGAAAGCAUUGGGAAACUGUCAAUGCUUGUUUCAUUGAAUCUUGCUGAUAAUCAAAUGAGCGGAACCAUUCCAGAAAGCAUUGGGAAACUGUCAAUGCUUGUUUCAUUGAAUCUUGCUCAUAAUCAAAUGAGCGGAACCAUUCCAGAAAGCAUUGGGAAACUGUCAAUGCUUGUUUCAUUGAAUCUUGCUGAUAAUCAAAUGAGCGGAACCAUUCCAGAAAGCAUUGGGAAACUGUCAAUGCUUGUUUCAUUGAAUCUUGCUGAUAAUCAAAUGAGCGGAACCAUUCCAGAAAGCAUUGGGAAACUGUCAAUGCUUGUUUCAUUGAAGCUUGGCGGUGAGAAUUCUUGGGAAGGAGGUAAGAAUUCUUGGGAAGGUGUCCUAACUGAAGCUCAUUUUCUAAAUCUCACCCGGUUAAAAUCUCUUUCGUUGUAUAUGGAAUCUUCUGCAAAUUGGAAGUUGGUUUUAAAUGCCAAACAGGACUGGGUUCCUCCUUUUAAGCUAAUAGACCUUCAAUUACGAUACGUGCGGAUCGGCCCAACCUUUCCAACUUGGCUUACAACCCAAAAUGAACUCAAUCUUCUUUUGCUCGAGAAUGCUGGCAUUUCAGACACCAUUCCACAUGGCCUUUGGAAGUCUUGCCCAAAUAUCACUUUUUGGAGUCUAUCCAAUAAUAAACUACGGGGCCAGGUACCGUACUUUGAAUUUCAACCUUCGGCAUAUUAUAUUGAUUUGAGUUUCAACAACUUAGAGGGUCCACUUCCACUUUUUCAUAGUAAUUUACGUCACAUACAUCUCGAUAAUAAUAUGUUUUCUGGACCUAUUCCAAAAAACAUAGGUCAGUUAUUGCCCAAUUUGGACUGGUUGGACCUCUCUUCAAAUUCAAUUACUGGCAGAAUUCCCCAUUCUUUUGGAAUGCUAAAGAACUUAAGCUUUCUUAUUUUGAGAAAUAAUUCUGUGUCUGGGAAACUCCCCCCUCUUCUUUGGAAGGAUUUACAACGGUUAUUAAUAUUGGACUUAGCAGAGAACAAUAUAUCCGGCAAUGUUCCAAGUUCAAUGCAAUAUUUGAGAUCACUGGAGGUAUUAUCAUUAAGCCAAAAUCAUCUUGAUGGAGAGUUUCCUUCUUUCUUUAGAAACUAUAGCAACUUGCAAAGCCUUGAUCUUGGAAGAAACAAAUUCUUCGGAAAACUUCCAACAUGGUUAGGAGAAAGUCUACCACAUUUAUUGAGGUUAAGACUAAGGUCCAACUUUUUUCAGGGGGACAUACCUCAACAACUCUGCCUUCUUUCACAUCUUCAAAUCCUGGACCUUGCACACAAUGAUUUUUCAGGAGUAAUCCCUAAAUGUUUAGGAAGCUUGCGUAGUAAUGAGCAUGAAGGUUACUACGUGGACUAUGAUUACGAAAUGUUGUUGGUUUCUAAAGGAAUAGAAUAUGGAUAUGGUCAAACUUUUUUUAAUCUUGUAUAUUCUAUAGACCUUUCGAGUAACAAUUUAUCAGGAGAAAUACCUGAUAAUAUAACAAGCAUAUCAGAAUUGGUCAUCAUGAAUUUAUCAAUGAAUCAUCUCAUUGGAAGAAUUCCUAAUAAAAUUGGGAAUUUACAAAUGUUACAAUCACUUGAUCUCUCGAUGAAUGAGCUUUAUGGCCCUAUCCCUCAAAGUUUGUCUUCGUUGAAUUUCUUAAGUCGCUUGAAUUUGUCAUUCAACAACUUGUCUGGUAAAAUUCCAAAUGGGGAUCAACUUCAAACACUUAAUGACGCUUCUAUCUACGAAGGUAACUCUUUACUCUGUGGGCUUCCUCUUUCAACCAAGUGUUUAGAAGAUGAAACUAAACAUAUGGUACCACCAAAUGGUGGUAACAGAGUAGCCAACGAAAAUGGAAGUGCUGGCAUUAAUUCAUUCUCAUUCUACGUUAGCAUGAUGGCUGGGUUUAUUGUUGGAUUUUGGGGAGUUUGUAGCACACUGAUUAUCAAAACAUCAUGGAGACAAGCUUACUUUCGCAGCUUUGAUAAUUUGAAAGACAAGAUUGUUGUGUUCGUUAUGGUCAAAAUUGUAUGCUUACUAAGGAAGGAGUCGGAGAGAAAUUGAAGCUGUGGGCUUAGGAGCUUUUCUUAAUAUGUAUAAUUUAUGUAUUGUAAGUUUUUUAGGUUGUUGUAAUAAUGUAUGAUCCAAGAUGCUUCAAAUCUUCACUUGUCAAAGUCAUAUAUAUGAAUAAUUUUUACAAUUGUGCAAGGCAUUAUUUCUUU
Molecule: messenger RNA, 3029 nt
Organism: Corylus avellana
Lineage: Eukaryota; Viridiplantae; Streptophyta; Magnoliopsida; Fagales; Betulaceae
Source: RefSeq, a predicted model, not a curated record